Molecule: messenger RNA, 1566 nt
Organism: Penicillium longicatenatum
Lineage: Eukaryota; Fungi; Ascomycota; Eurotiomycetes; Eurotiales; Aspergillaceae
Exons: 1
Coding region: 1-1566 (521 amino acids)
Source: RefSeq, a predicted model, not a curated record
AUGGCUAAAAUGACACGCCUUUCCUUUAUGGCGACGUUUCUUUUCACAAGCUUUACGGGCGCAAACAUGGCUUACAAGUCUAGACCUGACCUUGCCGUCCCAGUCUUGAACAUUACAAUCCCAGCAACAAAUGACACUGCCAAAGGACUGAUCUUCUAUACCCCGGAGAGCACUUACGCCGACAAUACCGGGCACGGACCCGCUCAAAGCGGACCAUAUAUCUUCACCGAUAAAGGUGAAUUGGUGUGGUCAGGCUUUGGAUACGUCGGUCCACGAAGCGAGAACUUUCAAGUUCAUACAUACAGAGGCCAACAGGUAUUGGGCAUCUUUGAAGGUUCGCAUAACUCACCUAUGGGACACGGACACGGCCACACAUCAAUCUUUGAUAAUAUGUACCGCCUAUCGAAGGAGAUUAAGGGUGGAGGACAUUCUCUUGCGGAUCAGCAUGAGUUCCUCUUUUUCGAUAAUAGUUCUGCCGUCUUUACGGUCUUUGAUCCUGAGAUUCGUGACUUGACUCCCUAUGGUGCUACUUCGGAGACCCAGUCAUGGAUUCUAAAUAACAAGAUCCAAAAGGUUGAUACGGAUUCGAAUCGGGUGAUCUGGGAGUGGAGUGCACUUGACCACGUUGAUCCUGCUGGAACUAACCUGACGCUGGAAAGUGGGAAUGCUGGACUGGGCGUGAACUCGAGCCAAGCUUGGCAUUACUUUUAUAUGAAUGCGUUUGAUGUGGAUGCGAACACGAACACGUAUUUGGUUUCUGCGCGGAGUAUGUGUGCCAUCUUCAAAAUAGAUGGUGACACCGGGAAGACUCUCUGGCAGUUGGGUGGAAUGAACUCUGAUUUCGCUCUUGAGGAAGGGGUGGACUUUUGCUGGCAACACGACACCCGGAUGCACAAGAAAUAUCUCCACUACGAGUCAAAGGGAUCCAAAGAGAUUGUUUCGUUUUUUGACAACUCUGCCCAUGAGAAUCUUAGAGGCGGCCCUGAUCUCAAGACUCGGGAUUAUAGCGCAGGGAAGGUCGUUGAGCUGGAUACGAAGAGAUGCACUGCGAGACUGAUCGCCAGCUUUAGGGCGCCCGGUGAUCUCUCUGUGCGGUCACAAGGUAAUCUACAACUGCUGCCUAACGGCAAUGCAUUCAUCAACUGGGGAUACGAGGGAGCAAUAUCUGAGCAUAAGCCGGAUGGUACCACGAUUUUCUUCUCCAGGCUGGACUCGGGGAUAUUCGGACCUGGGUCUGAGAACUACCGUGCCUUCAAGUUUGAUUGGCAUGCUCUUCCCUCUGAGGAGCCUGCUCUGGUUGCUUUCAAGGAAUCAAAUGGAACAUCUCUCUAUGUGAGUUGGAAUGGAGACACGGAGACAAAGGCGUGGAUGUUCUAUGAGGAACAAAGCAAUGGCCAGAAGAAUUUGCUGGGCCGGGCCCUCAAAGAUGGAUUUGAGACUCAUUUGCAAACAUAUAAGAAGCCUGCUCGGGUUUUGGCCGAGGCAUAUGAUGCCCAUGGUCAUCGACUGGUGUCUUCAUCGAUCAUUGGGACACGGGAAUACCGAGCACGACUCUACUAUGCAUAG